AUGCUUUCUAAAAUAAUUAGAAAUCGUAAUCUUUAUAGAUUACCAUUUCAAAAUUCAGUUUCUUUUAGAAGAUUGUCAUCAAACACAUUUCCUUUACCAACCAUUAACCACCACAAUAAAUAUUUUACUUCAACCAAUAAUAAAGUAGAUACCAAUAAUAAUAGUUUUAGUAACAAUAGCAAUAGUAACAUUAGCUUUAAUAAUGGUAAUGGUGGUAGCAAUAUUAUAGAAGAUAAAAACAGCAAUGACUUUGACAAUGAAAAUGACCACGACUUGUAUGAUCACGAACCUCAAACCGAAAACGAAACUGAAAAUGGACUUGAAAACGACCAUGAUGCCGAAAAUGAUUUGGACGGUAUGAGUUUUAAAAUUCCAAAAAGAUUAAAAUUUUUAUUAGAAAAAUCAAAAUUUAACGAACAUCAAUCUAGCGAUAUUUUAUUAUCAUUUUUCGAAGAAAAUCAUCAGACUGGCAUACCAUAUUUAAUAUAUUCAGAGGAAACAGUUCAAGUUUUAGUAAAAUCAUAUUUAGAAUUGGAUAGAGUAGAAUCAGCAAUUUUUUACCUUCAAAAGCAGAAUUCUUUCAAAAGCUCCCGUUCAUUUGAAGCAAUUUCAGAAUAUUUUAUUAAAAAUAAUCAAAAAGAACAAUUAAUUCAAUUUAUGAAAGAUAAUAUUGAAAAACAUCAAUUUUCAUUAGAUUACUCAUCAUACAUCAGAAUAUUCAGAUUCAUUCCAAAGGUCAAUAACCUCAAUAAGCUAUUUAAAGAAUUGGUAGAAAUAUUCUUAUCAAAAGAAUGUUUAAUAUCAGAUUUAAUAACUGCCUAUAUAUUCAUCCUUAAAAAUAAACCAAUUUUUUACCCUCAAAUCAAUACAACUUUUAGUCAAUACAAUAAAUAUAUUUCAGAUACACAUAAAGACCUAAUAAUGUCAAGUUUAAUAUUAAUAGCUGUUAAAAAUAAAAAUAUCCCACAAAUAAAAAAUUUAGUAAAUAAUUGUAAUCAAAUAGAUCUAACUACUUUUCAAACUUUAGCAGAAUAUUUAAUUGAUGAUAAUAAUAUAGAUAAUAAUAAUAACAAAGCAAUAUCAGAAGAAAUUUUAAAUAAUAUCAAAUCAAAAAUAAAUCCAUUCAAAACAUCACUUUUAAUAUAUUAUAACGAAUCCAUUAAAAAAAAUGAUUUAAUUUUAAAUUAUUUAUUGGAUGAAAAUAUCAAAAACAACAAAAAGGUUAUCAAAUUAACUAUUCAACUUUAUUUAUUAGAAGACAAUACUCAAAAAGCAAUAGAAAACUUUAUUUCAGUAAUAGAUUCCCAUCAAAGUCCAGUUGUAACAAAAGAAAUGGUUAGAUUUGUUAAUGAAUUAGCCGAUCUUUUCGUAACCUACUAUUUAUCUAAAAAUAAAAUCUCAUCAAUUAAGUUUUGGAGAAAAUUAACAAAUAAAAAUAACCAACAAAAUAAUAUUGAUAAUGAUUCAAUUUCAAAUCAACUUUUAAUGGAAUUAAAUAUCUUAAAGCAACUUAAAGAGCAAAACAAACCAAACAAUAAACAACAAGAGUCAGAACCAAAACCAGACCAAAACCAGGAAUCAGAAAAAAAACUAGAGAAACAAUUAGAUAGUGCUAUUAUAUCAUGUCAAAUCAAAGAAAUCAAUAACUUUUUGAAGGAAAACUAUUUCAAUAAUAAAAGAGAUGUAAACAAUUUAAAAUAUGAACAACUUAUUGAAAUAUUUGAAUUAAUCAUAUCCUCAAAUAAUAACAAUAAUCAACCCUCCAAUUUACAGCUAUAUAAAACUUUAUUAGAAAGUUUACACAAAAAAUCAAAACUAUUAUUCGACAACCACAACUACAACAGUAUACUUAUAAAGCAGGGCUCUUUUAACAUACUCUUUAAAAAAAUCGAUAAUAAUAACGAGCUUAUGGAGAAGAUUUUCAACAUUUGGGAACAGUCCAUUAAAGAAUUCUUAAAAGAGUAUGACAUCAGUAAAGAUAAAAAUUUAUUCAAUUCAAUUACAGCAACAAUCGAAAAAAAAUUAACAACCAUUUUAUUGAAAAAAGAACAAGAUUCAAUCGACCUUAAUUCAAUAUUACCAAAUUGGUUCGAAAAUUAUUUAAAGAAAACAAUUGAUGAUGCAUUUUAUAGAAAUCCAUCACCCAGUAAAAAAGAAGAAAACAGUAGCAGGAAAAUAAUUACAGAUAUUGAAAGUUUAGUUAAAACCUCAAAUAUUAGAAAUGAUUCAAAACUAACUCAAAUGUUUUUUAUCGACAACAUACUAUCAAAUCCUCACAAAGCAGACAAAGAAUCUUUAAGAAAAAUCAAUGAAUUUAUUAAUAUGGAUAGUAAUAAUAAUGACCAAUUUCGUCCAUAUUUAAUCAAGUUAUCAAUAUUUUUAAUUCACCAAGGCAAUAAACCAAUCUUGACCAAUAAAGAAAUUGAAGACUUUUAUAUAAUAAAUAAAAAUAGUGAAAUGGUUGCAACAUUUAUUACCAAAUUAGUUGAAUGCUUCCUAUCAAAUAAAAAGAAUCUAGAAGCAAGAGAGGUUUUAUCUAAUUUUAAACAAUACAUCACAAAAGAUAUGAUAGAUGAAAUUAAAUCUUCAUUUUCAAAAUCAAAUCAAUAA
Molecule: messenger RNA, 2610 nt
Organism: Dictyostelium purpureum
Lineage: Eukaryota; Evosea; Eumycetozoa; Dictyosteliales; Dictyosteliaceae
Exons: 2
Coding region: 1-2610 (869 amino acids)
Source: RefSeq, a predicted model, not a curated record